This is a messenger RNA of Salvia splendens (bonfire salvia), 1180 nucleotides long. Its product is annotated as homeobox-leucine zipper protein ATHB-12. Gene Ontology annotation, molecular function: sequence-specific DNA binding; DNA-binding transcription factor activity, RNA polymerase II-specific. Gene Ontology annotation, biological process: positive regulation of DNA-templated transcription. NCBI's taxonomy places the organism in Eukaryota, Viridiplantae, Streptophyta, Magnoliopsida, Lamiales, Lamiaceae. The transcript is spliced from 2 exons. Gene Ontology annotation, cellular component: nucleus. The coding region runs from base 112 to 630 and encodes 172 amino acids. The record is from RefSeq and is a predicted model, not a curated record.
GAAAAUAUGUACACGUCUUCUUAGUAUAAAUUGAGCAUGCAAACAUUUCCAUAAACCCUCUUCAAAACACAAGAGCAUGACCUUCCUUCACUUAAACAUACACACAAACACAUGGCGGAUUCAAUCACGCGCAAGAAGAGCAAGAGCAGCAACGACAAGCGCCGUUUCAGCGACGAGCAAAUCCGGCGCCUCGAGGCCACGUUCUCCUCCGAGAGCAAGCUCGAGCCUCGGAGGAAGGCGGAGGUGGCGCGAGAGCUUGGCCUGCAGCCGCGCCAGGUGGCGAUCUGGUUCCAGAACAAGCGGGCGCGGUGGAAGUCGAAGCACGUCGAGAAGGAGUACGCCGCGCUCGCAGCGAGCUACGACGCCCUCUCCGACCGCUUCGAGUCGUUGAAGAGAGAGAAGCAGUCGUUGGUCGAUCAGUUGCGGAAGUUGAAGGGGGAGGGAGGGAGCGAUGGGGAAUCGGAGAGUGUGAAGAAUGAGUUUGAAGUGAAGAAUGAGGGAGUUGGGACGGUCGAGGAGGAAGAGAUGGCGAUGAGGAUGAUGGAUACGACGUCGGAUUGGGGAGUUCUUGAUUUUGAUGAUGUUGUUAAUGAUCAAAGUAGCUGCCAAUGGUGGGGUUUUUGGUCUUGAUUUCGAUUCAUUACACGUGCAGGUUGUCGGAAAACUCAUGAAAUUUUGUCAAAUUGUGGUCUGUUUCGUAACUUCAUGAAUUAAACAAAAAAACAGGAAGUUUUGAUUUGUUUGCAAAGUAUCGCAAGACGAAAAAGAUCCAACUGCGUACGUGUAAUAUAUUGAUUGUGUUUAUCAACCCAACACCGAUGUUUUCUUCAUGAAUAUAUGACAUCGUUUAGCGAUGACAUCUACGUAUGACUUUUAUAUAAGAUGAAAUAUCAUCAAAACAUUUCGCGGAGGGAUGAUUGCGAACAUGUUGAUUUUUAAAGUUGUGGGACAUAUCAGAAUUGGACCGAGCUUCUUAGUGUUCUUGCAAUUAAUGAUGCUCUGCAAUUUGAUUUCUUAUCCUACUUAUGGCUGAGGUAUAGGUAGGGCUUUGGUUUGUAUAGAGGGAAUGAAAUAAGAUUUUAAGGUAUAGUAGGAAUAUGAAUCUCCCACUUUGAUUUUAAUGUUGUUCCGCAUGUAAUACGAAAUUCACAAAUAUAUGGAAUAUAGUUAGAGUUCUUAA